Messenger RNA from Paraphaeosphaeria sporulosa, 677 nucleotides. Its product is annotated as Bys1 family protein. The record is from RefSeq and is a predicted model, not a curated record. NCBI's taxonomy places the organism in Eukaryota, Fungi, Ascomycota, Dothideomycetes, Pleosporales, Didymosphaeriaceae. Bases 58 to 513 code for a protein of 151 amino acids. The transcript has 3 exons.
CUCCAACCUCCAACUUCUCUCACUUUUUCUUCGAUCUACACCCACGCUCGCUACAUCAUGUACUACACUCUCGCAGUCCUCACUGCGCUCGCCUCCUCUGCUGCAGCAGUGGGUAACGCUGUCGUGGUGAACAAGUGCAGCAGUACUAUCUACGCAUGGUCCGUCGGUUCGUCUGUCGGUACCAAGCAAACUAUCGCAACAGGCAAGAAUUUCACCGAGCCACUCCACAGCGAUGCCAAAUCCGGCGGCAUCGCCCUCAAGAUAACGACCGUGGACGACGGGCUGUACAAUGGCUCGCCUCAGCAGAUUUUCUCGUAUAGUUUGGAUGGGGCUUCGGUUUGGUACGUGUACGAUCUUAGCACUGCCUUCGGUGAGCCGUUUCUCGGAAAACGUAUUACGGUGACGAGUACUGGGAGUCCGUCUAUCGUUUGGGCGAACGGGUCAAAUCCGGGGGGAAGCCAAGUCAAGGUUGGAGUCAGUGGGGUGGAUGUUGUGUUUACGGGCUGUGCUUGAUUGCCACUGAUGAUAUGGUAAUAUUACGGUGCGCUAUGGGAUGUGGUAGGGUUAAUGGUAUAGGUGAUAGGGAGGACAGCCACUCUGUACCGCAGAGUCAAAAUUCCUAUGCGACGGAAACACCUCACUUGAGUUCUAAAUGUUUCUGAGUGCCUGGAACUUAC